AUGGAGAAACUAACCUUCUAUGCCCUCUCAGCACCAGAAAAGCUGGAUCGAAUUGGUGCCUACCUCUCAGAGAGGCUCAUCCGAGACGUGGGUCGCCAUCGAUAUGGGUACGUGUGUAUUGCCAUGGAGGCACUGGACCAGCUGCUCAUGGCCUGCCACUGUCAGAGCAUCAACCUCUUCGUGGAAAGCUUCCUUAAAAUGGUGGCCAAGCUGCUGGAGUCAGAGAAGCCGAACCUGCAGAUCCUCGGCACCAACUCGUUUGUGAAGUUCGCCAACAUUGAAGAGGACACCCCCUCCUAUCAUCGAAGCUAUGACUUCUUUGUGUCCCGAUUCAGUGAAAUGUGCCACUCGAGCCAUGAUGACAUGGAAAUCAAGACUAAGAUCCGGAUGUCAGGCAUCAAAGGCCUGCAAGGGGUAGUGAGGAAGACGGUGAAUGACGAGCUGCAGGCCAACAUCUGGGACCCACAGCACAUGGACAAGAUCGUCCCGUCGCUGCUCUUCAAUCUGCAGCACGUAGAAGAGGCAGAGAGCCGGUCUCCCUCGCCCCUCCAAGCACCAGAGAAGGAAAAGGAGAACCCAGCAGAGCUGGCUGAGAGGUGUCUGAGAGAGCUGCUGGGCCGGGCAGCCUUCGGGAAUAUCAAGAACGCCAUCAAGCCUGUUCUUAUCCACCUGGAUAACCAUUCUCUCUGGGAACCCAAGGUGUUUGCCACCCGUUGCUUUAAAAUCAUCAUGUACUCAAUUCAGCCGCAGCACUCCCACCUGGUUAUCCAGCAGCUCCUGAGCCACCUGGACGCCAACAGCCGCAGCGCGGCGACUGUGCGCGCCGGCAUCGUGGAAGUCCUAUCGGAAGCUGCAGUUAUCGCGGCUACCGGCUCUGUCGGGCCCACGGUACUGGAGAUGUUCAACACUUUGCUGCGGCAGCUGCGGCUCAGCAUCGACUACGCACUAACCGGGAGCUACGACGGCGCUGUGAGCCUGGGCUCCAAGAUUAUCAAGGAGCAUGAGGAGCGCAUGUUCCAGGAGGCGGUCAUCAAAACCAUCGGCUCCUUUGCCAGCACACUGCCGACCUACCAGCGCUCAGAGGUGAUCCUCUUCAUCAUGAGCAAAGUCCCGCUGCCUUCCCUGCAUCACCCGGCAGAGACCGGACGGACAGGGGAGAAUAGGAACCGGCUGACCCAGAUCAUGUUGCUGAAGUCCCUCCUUCAGGUAUCCACGGGUUUCCAGUGCAGCAACAUGAUGUCAGCCCUGCCCAGCAACUUCCUGGACCGCCUUCUCUCCACUGCCCUCAUGGAGGAUGCAGAAAUCCGCCUCUUUGUCCUAGAGAUUCUCAUCAGCUUCAUUGAUCGUCAUGGCAACCGCCACAAAUUCUCCACCAUCAGCACCCUUGGUGACAUCUCGGUCCUGAAGUUGAAAGUGGACAAAUGCUCCCGGCAGGACACUGUCUUCAUGAAGAAGCACUCCCAGCAGCUAUACAGGCACAUCUACCUGAGCUGUAAGGAGGAGACGAACAUCCAGAAGCACUACGAGGCCCUCUACGGCCUGCUGGCGCUCAUCAGCAUUGAGCUAGCCAAUGAGGAGGUGGUGGUGGACCUCAUCCGACUGGUGCUGGCUGUUCAGGAUGUAGCCCAGGUCAACGAAGAGAAUCUGCCUAUCUAUAACCGCUGUGCGCUCUACGCUCUGGGUGCAGCCUACCUGAACCUCAUCAGCCAGCUCACAACAGUACCUGCCUUCUGCCAGCACAUCCAUGAGGUUAUAGAGACCAGGAAGAAAGAGGCACCAUACAUGCUUCCUGAGGAUGUGUUUGUGGAAAGGCCCAGGCUGUCUCAGAAUCUAGAUGGUGUGGUGAUCGAGUUUCUCUUCCGCCAGAGCAAAAUCAGCGAGGUUCUGGGAGGCAGCGGCUACAAUUCGGACAGGCUCUGCCUGCCGUACAUCCCUCAGCUGACAGAUGAAGAUCGCUUGUCCAAGAGGAAGAGCAUUGGAGAGACCAUUUCCCUUCAAGUAGAGGUGGAGUCCAGGAACAGCCCAGAGAAAGAGGAGCGAGUUCCUGCAGAAGAGAUCACCUAUGAGACACUGAAGAAGGCCAUUGUGGACAGUGUGGCAGUUGAGGAACAGGAGCGUGAACGGCGGCGACAGGUGGUAGAGAAAUUCCAGAAGGCGCCUUUCGAGGAGAUUGCAGCCCACUGUGGGGCCCGGGCAUCACUGCUGCAGAGCAAACUCAACCAGAUCUUUGAAAUCACCAUCCGGCCCCCUCCAAGCCCUUCAGGAACUAUCAGUGCAGCCUACGGCCAGCCACAGAACCACUCCAUCCCUGUCUAUGAGAUGAAGUUUCCCGAUCUGUGUGUAUACUGAAUUCCAUGAGACAGUACUCCUUAGAGGACACGGUCUGCAGGAGGACCACCUUCCUGCUGUCUCUCGCCAUGUGGAAAUCUAGCUGGGAUAGCUAAGAACUAGUCACCUUGGACAAUGAGCAAAGGUGGCGCCUCUGGCCCUCUGUGGUCCUCCUGCCUCCUCCUUGUCUUCUGUGAGGAGGAUCCAGCAACCAGCCCUCCGGGCUAAAAAGCAUCUCAGCUGUCUUCUCUUUUGUAUCAGCCAAGGACAGAGAGUGGCUCCAUUGAGAAGCAGAAGGGCCUGGGAAGCCUCCCUUGAGGAUGUGUCUAUGAGGGAGUGUCAGCCACUCCCAAAGAAAGGAGCCUGAUAUCCGCAUGGUUGGUCUAAGGAAGACAUAGAUGGCACUUGGGGAAACUGAGGAAAUCCCCCCACCCCCCCCCCC
This is a messenger RNA of Grammomys surdaster, 2770 nucleotides long. It is a transcript of the gene Efr3b, whose product is annotated as EFR3 homolog B. Gene Ontology annotation, biological process: protein localization to plasma membrane. Bases 1 to 2349 code for a protein of 782 amino acids. Gene Ontology annotation, cellular component: plasma membrane. The record is from RefSeq and is a predicted model, not a curated record. NCBI's taxonomy places the organism in Eukaryota, Metazoa, Chordata, Mammalia, Rodentia, Muridae. The transcript is spliced from 21 exons.